AUGUGGUACCCGAAAUGCGAGAAGGGUUUUCGCAGCGUCGGCUGCUGCAUCUGCUCGCCCGAUUGUCUCGCAGGGCUCGUCGACGACGGCGCGUUCUGCCGCAAGGACAGUUACGGUCGCGGCGUCGGCGUCUCUCGCCUCGGGUGCCCCAAGCAUCUCGAAAAAAGCGGUCUCUUCUGCUAUCCGCCGUGCGCUGGUAACCAAGUCGGCGUCGGUCCCGUGUGCUGGCCCCGGUGCGUGAACCCUGCCGGUACUGACUGCGGCCUCUUCUGCACGUCCAGCGUCGCCACGUGCGUCAACACCGUCGUCGACAUUGUUGGCCAAUCGGCCAAGGUGACGCUCAGCUUGGUGGCCCAGGACUACACUGGCGCGAUCAAGACUGCCGUCCAGACGGGCGGCAAGUACAUCAGCUUGGAUGCGUGCCCCAAGUAA
Molecule: messenger RNA, 432 nt
Organism: Saprolegnia parasitica CBS 223.65
Lineage: Eukaryota; Oomycota; Saprolegniomycetes; Saprolegniales; Saprolegniaceae
Exons: 1
Coding region: 1-432 (143 amino acids)
Source: RefSeq, a predicted model, not a curated record